AACAUAGUCAAGAUGGAGGAUACUUUGCAGGAUGAAGCAUGGAAAGAUUCAUUUGAUAAGUUAUUGGAACCCCGGCCGCAACUGCGACUGCUCAACAUAAUUAAAACGAAUGUUAGAGCAUCAUUUAACCUUGAUUCCAGUGUAGAAAACAGCAACCACAGUAUUUUAGAAAACGACAAGAAGGCCGGGUCUGAGCAACAUAUUUUAGAUGGCUGUGAUGUCUUAAAAAAGUUUGGAACGAGCUGUAACUCCAUUUCAACGCCGUUUGGAAAACGUUUAGGGACUGAUUUAUUUCACUGCGGUAUAUCACCUAUCACGGGAAUGAAACUUGACGGCUUUGGUGGUAAUACUGAAAAAACGUGGAUUCUGAACCGUAAUACUGACCGUGUGGAGGACUUUGUAGAACUGCACAUAAAAAAACGAGUAUGCUUCGAAGUAGAAUCCAAGAAUACGAUCGAUACGAUUAGGAACUCGAAAAAGAAGUCUGACGAACUUGGAAUUCGGUCUUCCCUUGUUUUACAGCCAGGAAAGUGGCGAAAAUCUCUUAAUUCUUGGCGUCGAACGCAAGUAGUUGAACCUACUCUAAACAGAAGCGACAACUCCCGAUUACUCACUGCCCGCGCAUCUAGACAAGUCAGCCCUUCUAAAGGACGAAAAUCGGUAUUUUUAAAUGACUGCAAUAAUAUAAUUACUGAUUAUGAGAGCCAAGUUCUGAAACAUUGCGAUCAGCGUAAGCCGCUUCGAUUUGAAGUUGUCUAUGCACCAUCAAAAAUGAUGAAUACCAAGAAAAUAGGUGAAGGUGCUUAUGGCGAAGUGUUUAAGUAUACUAUGAAACGGAAAAAAAGAGAUACGCGUAACUGUGACGUUGUCCUAAAGGUAAUACCUAUUGAAGGUUCUACUGAAGUUAACGGAGAAUUGCAAAAGACCUUUGAGCAAAUUUUGCCAGAAAUUUUAAUUUCUAAGAAAAUGUGCAGCCUAAGAUUAGGAAAAAAUAAUACUACUCAUGGAUAUGCAAAUAUAUACAAGGUAUCUUUAGUUAAAGGAAAGUACCCGGAACAUUUGAUAAAACUUUGGGAAAGUUACGACGAGGAAAAGGAGUCUGAAAAUGAUCAUCCAAGAAUUUUUGCAGAUGACCAACUAUUUAUAGUUUUAGAAUUGAAGUUUUCUGGAGAAGACAUGUCCAGUUUUAAAUUUGUAAAUGCUGAACAGUCGUAUUAUGUAUUGCAACAGAUAAUGUUGGCCCUGGCAGUUGGAGAAGAAGAGUGCCAAUUUGAGCAUCGUGAUCUUCAUUGGGGCAACAUAUUAAUUGAACCAACUAUUAAGAAGGAAAUUUCUUAUAAAUUUCAUACCAAGGAUCUGAAAGUAUAUUCGAAGGGGGUGAAAGUUACAAUCAUUGACUACACUCUAUCAAGAAUAACUAUAGACGAAUUUUGCAAUUUUAACGAUCUGUCUUCCGAUGAGGAACUGUUUGCGGCGUCAGGAGACUAUCAAUAUGAUAUUUACCGACUGAUGCGGGAUGAGCUAAAAAACAAUUGGGCUUCAUUUGCCCCUAAAACAAACGUGCUUUGGCUUUCCUACGUAACUGCAAAACUAAUUGAUGGCGUUUACUAUAAGAGCGCCAAUACGAAACUCCACAAACUAUACAUUCAGAAGCUAAGGACGUUUCAAAGCACAAUACUCUCGUUUGAAAGUGCCACCCAUUGUGCUAAACAAGUAUUUGAUUUAAAUUAGACCAUAUGCAUUCACUUAUUUUAUAUUUAUAUAUUUGUAAUAAAAGGUUUCAUGUUUAAUUCGUCACA
Molecule: messenger RNA, 1799 nt
Organism: Drosophila persimilis
Lineage: Eukaryota; Metazoa; Arthropoda; Insecta; Diptera; Drosophilidae
Gene: Haspin
Product: putative serine/threonine-protein kinase haspin homolog
Exons: 5
Coding region: 13-1731 (572 amino acids)
Biological process (GO): protein phosphorylation; intracellular signal transduction; mitotic cell cycle
Cellular component (GO): cytoplasm; nucleus
Molecular function (GO): ATP binding; histone H3T3 kinase activity
Source: RefSeq, a predicted model, not a curated record